This is a messenger RNA of Aspergillus wentii DTO 134E9, 804 nucleotides long. RefSeq lists its product as uncharacterized. The record is from RefSeq and is a predicted model, not a curated record. The coding region runs from base 165 to 617 and encodes 150 amino acids. NCBI's taxonomy places the organism in Eukaryota, Fungi, Ascomycota, Eurotiomycetes, Eurotiales, Aspergillaceae. The transcript is spliced from 4 exons.
CUCUCCGUCAUGCAGACAUCGCCCUCAUAGGCCAGACUGCCAUGCUCGAAGGAUUCGACUAAGUAGGGAAGCGCAGGAUCAUUGGUGACCCUGGACCCCAAUACCAAGACACAGCCUGACAUGAUUUUCAUAUAAUAAGUGUUUUCUUUUCACCAGUCGGCAGGAUGGAUCACGAUUCGGAUUCUCGCGCUCCUCUUCUCAGCGGUAGAAGUUCCGGCGAGAGCAUGCUGGGCAAGGGAUUCAACGCAGCCCAGGGCGAGGCUCUGAUUAUGGGCACCUCGAUACCGGAAAUGAGCCUAACACCGGGACGAAACAUACCUCUGGUGAUGUGGCAGAGAUUGAAGCGUUGGCCACGGUGUGGUCAACCCGGAUGCUGUAUACAGGAUAUGCGCUGGCGUUUUUUGAUCUUCUUUGUCAAUUCUUUCAAGCAGGAGACUACCGGCACGCUCUCGCCAUACGUAUACUCGGCUUUUGACAAUCAUUCCUUGAUUUCCACUACCAGAGUCUUGACAAGUGUGAUUGAAAGUGUCGUCAAACUGCCAAUUGCUAAACUGAUAGAUGUCUGGGGUCGUCCGGAGGGCUUUUUGAUUAUGAAAUUACUGUGCACUCUUGGCUAGUCGGCCUGUAGAAACGUCGAGACUUAUGCUGCAGCAAAGGUCAUAUAUUGGGUGGGAUAUAAUGGAUGGAUUACGUCCUUCACGUCUUCUUAUCCGAUACAACAGACCUGGUGAAUCGAGCGUUUGUAUAUGACAUUGCGGGCACCCCUUAUAUCGCCACGACCUUUGCCGGACGAGCUGCAGCCCA